AUGCCGUCCUACAGAGCCCGGACAGCCGCUUACGGUUCAGCAUCCAAGCCGUAUCAUUUCUCCGCCUUGAAGCGCCUAGCAGGCCUGGUUCCAGCUCCAGAAACGACGGCGACUUUCCAGUAUCGGCCGCUCGAGCCUGAUCGACGAGAAAUCCGCGUUCUCGAGCUCCUACCGCGCACGCUACGAGCAGGCAAGGAGAAACAACUCAUAACUUGCACCAUCAGACACGUAUCGCUCGACGAUCAGCCUGUAUACCUUGGCCUGUCCUACACGUGGGGCGAUGCGACAGUCAAACGGCCGAUACUGUUGGAAGGCCGGAUCUUCUACGUGACGGAGAAUUUGCUCAGCGCUCUGGAGCAUCUGCAGCGGCAGUGGCACUCUCUUGCACUUUGGAUCGACGCGGUUUGUAUCAACCAGAACGACAAUGUCGAGAAAAGCAGUCAAGUAGGGCAGAUGGGAAACAUCUACCGCGAAGCCGCUCUGGUAUUAGCCUGGUUGGGUCCAGCUGCUGGCGACAGCGAUUUGGCUAUCGAGAGUCUGGAUUACGUUGGUCGGAAAUUGUUUGAGAUGCCGGAUGGUCCAUGCCUGCAAGAGCGUUACGAGCUCUUCUCCAAGCUCUUUUCUCCAGAGACUACCCCUCAGUUUCCCGUGGAUGUCGUGUGCUCCUUGUUUCGCCGUGCCUGGUGGGACAGAGUGUGGGUCGUGCAAGAAGUAACUCUUGCCAACGACGUACUUGUUGUCUGCGGCAAUGCGGAUAUACCAUUUCAUUUUCUGCAUCUUGCUUUCAGCGCGCUCUACGAACUGCCAUUGCUCAGCGCAGCUCUUAAUGGCGCAUUAGAUGAGGCUUUCAGUCGGGUGUCCCCGCAGUUGCAGACUUGCCAUCCACGAGUACUCGAAGCAGCUAUUCUAGGCCAUAAUCAGGACGCUGCACCCCUCAAGAGUCGAGUCCUCACUAUCACUGGACUGAAAGCAACGGACCCGAGAGAUCAUGUCCUAGGAUUACUAGGAAUGGCGAGUGAUACUGAAGAGCUAAACAUACACGCAGACUAUUCAAAAUCAUGUCAGGUUAUAUAUACAGAUGUAGCCAGAGGGUUUCUCGAAGCUCAGGAGGAUCUGCAAAUACUGUCCAGGUGCAAGUUUCCGAAGCAACAGAGCAAUCUUCCAUCCUGGGUGCCGGACUGGUCCAUGAGAUGUGGGCACACAUUUUGGGAUCCGAAGCAUUCUCUUUACAACGCUUCUGGGCAAUCUCUGGCCCCACGCAAGAUAGCUGUUGGCGGGAACACCCUUAGACUAGCGGGGGCGCGGUGCGGCACAGUGUCAAGAGUUGGGAGAGUGUGGAGUAUCGAUUACAGUAGUGCAGGAGCCGAGGCCCUCACGCACUGCUUUGCAGAGAUUGAAGACUUCGUCCAUAGUGAUGGAUUCGCAUACCCUAGCGAGCACGACAAGCAAGAGGCAGUAUGGCGCACCCCUAUCGCGGAUGCGGAAUACGCGAUAUUCGGAGAAGAAGGCCGAUACAAUCGUAGAGCGACACCGGAAUUACUCAAUGCUUUCGUUGCCUAUCAAGGCGCUGUAGACGCAUCUCCUCUUGAGGGAACGCCUAAUCCUAGCGCGAUUAUGGGAGCCAAUCCAUGUAUCAGGUUUAUACCUACAAUCCUGGAUGGUAGAAGGGUUUUUACGACUUCCCAGGGGCACAUAGGUGUUGGGCCCAAACACCUGCAAGCGCAAGACCUCAUCUGCGUGUUCCAAGGCGCGGCCGUUCCGUUCAUCCUUCGCGAAGGUCCAUUCCGACAAUACCAGCUUGUGGGCGAGUGCUACAUUCAUGGUAUAAUGGAUGGCGAGUUUAUGAACCGAGAUCCGCCAAUCGAGGAAUUCGUGGUGUGUUGA
Molecule: messenger RNA, 1884 nt
Organism: Coniosporium apollinis CBS 100218
Lineage: Eukaryota; Fungi; Ascomycota; Dothideomycetes
Exons: 1
Coding region: 1-1884 (627 amino acids)
Source: RefSeq, a predicted model, not a curated record